GGGCCCGGGCGGGCGGCGGCAGAGCCGGGGCAGCCUCCCCGCGGGCCGGGGCGUGCGGCGGGAUGGGGCUGGAGCUGUACCUGGACCUGCUCUCGCAGCCCUGCCGCGCCAUCUACAUCUUCGCCCGCAGCAACAACAUCCCCUUCGAGUUCAAGCAGGUGGAGCUGUUCAAAGACUCGGUGCUGGGGAAGCGGCCGGCGGCGGGGAGCGGCGCGGAGCAGCCCCGCGCAGGAGCAUCAAACAGUGAAGGAGCUGGCAAAGUCAGCCUCUUGAAGAAAGUACCAGCACUAAGGGAUGGAGACUUCACUCUAGCAGAAUGCACGGCCAUCCUGCUGUACCUGAGUCGAAAGUACAGCACUCCAGACCACUGGUACCCCUCAGACAUACAGAAACGGGCCCAGGUGGAUGAAUAUCUCUCAUGGCAUCACACCAACAUCCGGGCCAACGCUCCUAAGACCAUGUGGAUCAAGGUGUUGAUUCCCCUCUUCACGGGGCAGCCGCUGCCCUCCGAGAAGCUCCAGGAGGUUAUGGAGGGGCUGUACACCUCCCUGAAGCAGUUUGAGGAGAGAUUUCUGCAGGACAAGGCUUUUAUCAUCGGGAGCGAGAUCUCUCUGGCAGAUCUGGUGGCUGUUGUGGAGCUGAUGCAACCUGUUGGAGUUGGUUGUGACAUCUUUGAAGACAGACCCAGGCUGAUGGAGUGGCGCAGGCGGGUGGAGGAUGCUGUGGGGAAAGAGCUUUUCUUCCAAGCCCAUGAGAUGAUCCUCAAUAUAAAAGAACUGAGCAACAUUCAAAUUGAUCCACAGCUGAAAGAGCAUCUGGCACCUGUGUUGAUGAAGAUGUUGAAAUGAAUUAACCUAUCUUACCACUUUUGCUGCCCUUUUGUUUUUAGACUUCUCUGACCUCCAGUUCUACAUGUAAUUGGACAGAGCACUAAUUCUAACAAAGAAAUUGCAUAGUGUUUCUCCCCAGCCAAGCCUUUCCUGUAUCUUUGGGGGUGGGAACUGGGGACAAUGGAUGAAUAAGACCUGAAACAUUAAAUCUGUAUAAAAGGCUGAGGCCCUACAAGUCA
Messenger RNA from Colius striatus (speckled mousebird), 1069 nucleotides. Its product is annotated as glutathione S-transferase theta-1. NCBI's taxonomy places the organism in Eukaryota, Metazoa, Chordata, Aves, Coliiformes, Coliidae. Gene Ontology annotation, biological process: glutathione metabolic process. The transcript has 6 exons. Bases 63 to 848 code for a protein of 261 amino acids. Gene Ontology annotation, molecular function: glutathione transferase activity. Gene Ontology annotation, cellular component: cytoplasm. The record is from RefSeq and is a predicted model, not a curated record.